AUGCCAAUCUGCUGGCCUUACACAUUGUUUUACUUAAGUAUUCAUAUUGUUGUCUUCUUCGUUAUUAACAAACGCUUGGUAGCUGGCCGUUUAUAUAUACCAAAUAAGAAUUUAACCAAUCAAACUGUUAUAGUUACAGGUGCAGCUUCAGGCAUAGGACGAGUUACUGCUCUUGAAUUAGCUAAACAACAAGCACGUGUUAUUGUUGGUAUACGUGGUCAAGAAAGAGCUGAACAUGUCGCUCAACAAUUAAGCAAAGAAUCUCAUGGAAACGUUAUUGGUUAUCAUCUGGAUCUAAGUGAUUUAGCAAGUGUCAAAGUAUUUGCUGAAAAGAUUGAUAAAGUUGAUAUUUUGAUUAACAAUGCCGGAGUUAACAAAAAACAUAAAGAACUGACUAACGAUGGUCUGGAAAGUACUUUUGGAACAAAUCAUAUCGGUCAUUUCUAUUUAACUCAACUUCUUCUUCCUUUACUUAUUCAAUCGAAUGGACGAAUUGUCAAUGUGAGCAGCAUUAUGCACAUCCUUGCUAAUGAAAACAUUGAUUUUUCAAAAACCAAUGCGUACAAUACUAUGCUAGUAUAUGCUGAAUCAAAAUUAGCCAAUAUCCUACAUAUUGUUGAAUUGCAAAGACGUUAUGGUGGUCGAGGCAUUAAGACCUACUCACUUCAUCCUGGCUUCAUUCGUUCAACUGAACUAACACGCGAGAGAACGCUACUUCAAGCAAUCUUAAUGAUCUUGUUUGCUAUUUCUUCGAAAACGAUUGCCCAAGGGGCAAUAACAACGCUGUAUUGUGCUUUGUCGGAUGAAGCUCAACCUGGAAAGUACCAUUCCAAUUGUCGAGUAGCACAACCUAGUCUAACUGCAUACAAUUCGAAAAAGGCUCAAGAACUGUGGGAGUUAACAUCACAUAGUAAACAAUCAUUUGAUGAAGUAAUUAAAUUUCGUUGUUAUUUUGAUAUUAAAGAAGAAAAUAUAGAUAAUAAAGGAAAUUUUACUUUACCAUUUGUACUGAGAUGUUUGGAUUUACUUCUUGUUCAAGGAAGUAAUGUUCGCGCUAGUGAUACACAAUUACUUGAUCUAAAAAUUUAA
Molecule: messenger RNA, 1089 nt
Organism: Rotaria sordida
Lineage: Eukaryota; Metazoa; Rotifera; Eurotatoria; Philodinida; Philodinidae
Source: the annotation of a GenBank genome assembly